AUGACGAGGAAUGACUACAAAUUCCCCACCCUCGUCACUAAGGAUACGGUUCGGAAAUCCAAGCGAAUCUCGAGAUCUCUUGACCUACUGAGGCGGAAGUUUAACGAAGAGAUAUACCAAAAACCAAGCGUAUGCCGUCGUCCUUUCUACGUCGGCAUCCCAUCACCAAGUUUAGACGAUCCGCAAGAGGCUGAGUACGAUCCCCCUACUCCAUCUAACGAACAAGAAUCUUUCUUGUCUCAGUGCCAUCUGGCGGGAAUAGAUGGAAGACGGCUAGAUUUUCCGGAGGUGUACUGUGGUAAAACGGGACUCGACAUACCAUGUAUACAGCUGGAAUGCCUUGACAUUGAAGUUUUCGCCAGUUACACUGGUCCGGACGGUGGAUUGACGCAGGUCGGAGAAAUGAAACGACAACCACUUGUUCGGAUGGCGAACCUAGACGACGAAAUGAGUUUAUCCAUGGACGGAACAAGUGCAUCGGACGGUUCAGAUGAAGAAGAAGAAGAAGAUGUAGAUCAACCGCUUUCAGCUCCAUUGAAAAGGGAUAAAGAUAAGAACAGAAGUGAAGUGCUGUUAGGUUCGUGUUCGUCGCUGAUUGGACCGAAUGCUCAUGAAAGUACACCAAGCAGUAGAGGAGCAGAUCGCUUUGAUUGGAAUCAGUUUGAUGAAAAGCGAGCAUUCGGGGCAUCGGUAUCGCUUUACGAGAAGAACCCUAUCACUGGUGUGAAUGCCGGUGAACCAGUUGCAGAUGUCUGGGGCAUUGUUGGCAGAAAUAACAACGGAGUGCUAGCUUUGGCCGAUGGUGUAAACUGGGGCGAAGGAGCUCGCCUGGCUGCUCGCUGUGCAGUUCGUGGAGCAAUUGACCACAUGAAUGAGCACAUCGAAAGUGGCAGUCUUUCUAAUACUACGGAAGUGUUUCACGAACUGCUGGCUUCAUUUCAUUCUGCCCACUCGUUGAUACUACAAGAAGGCGGAAUGUUGACGACGCUUUGUGUGGCUGUAGUUGCGCCAGCGGUUCAUUGUGACAGCUGGGUGUUAUGCGUCUGUAACGUUGGUGACUCUCUUUGCUUUGUCUACAAUCGAAAUUACGGCGUUCGAGAGGUUACAAUGGGCAGCCAUGAUAUCGACCAGAUGCGGGAUAUGCGAGAUGCAGGUGGGGCUUUGGGCCCAGUUGACGGAAGAAAUCCGCAGCUGCAUAAUCUCACUUGCAGCAUGACUUUUGUUGAAGAAGGUGAUGUUGUGUUCAUCACCUCUGAUGGGGUGUCGGACAAUUUCGAUCCUGUUGUGGGAAAGUUUUGUGUAAUCAAACGAACAGAGACUGAUAAUAAAGAGAACUCUCAAAUACCACCUAGAGAUAAUAGGAAGUUGUCAGUAUCCACAAAAGACUCUCCAUCGAGAGAGUUUGCUCGACCCAGACCGUGUGCAGCUUCAUUGCCUUGUGUAGAUGCUGCCAGCCGACACGAGCUUAUGCUAGUCAGAAUGAGAGAUAUCAUAGCGAACGGCUUAGACCCACCAAAGGAGGUAAUGCGUCUUUCACCACGCAGAGAACCGUUGUUUCCUCCUGUGACAGCUUCAAUUUUAUCUCAUCGCCUUAUUCAGUUCGCAACUCAUCUCAGCCAGGCGAAGCGACGUACUCUAGAAAACCCAGAACUGUAUAAAAAAGAGAAGAUGACGAAGUCUGAGCAGAGGGCGAGGAGACGUGCUGUUCGCGAAAAAAUCGCGGAUAUGCCGGGGAAGUUGGAUCAUGCUAGCGUGGUAGCAUACUCAGUUGGAAGACGCAGUAAUAAACGAGAGUUGAACUCUCCCGUUCUGAAUGGUGUCAAUGGCCUUGAUCAAGUGAAUGGCGUGUGCGAUGACUCUAAUCUCGAGGAAUACUUUGAAGCCUGUACUUUAAAUGUGAACAUGGAGAAUUUCACCAGGAUGGAUAAGGCAUCGUGUUUUGCGACGUUUGAAGUACGCAGUGGCGAUCGAACAAAAGCGAAUGCGAAGGUAUUUGUUGCUCGUCCUGCACAAAAUCUACCUGACUUGCGACAUGAAAAAUCUCGUCCUGGUUCCGGCUACCCACUACGGGAUAUUGUUGAGCCACGUUCGCCGGAACGUUCUGAAAGACCCAUUAGUCCGUAUGAACAGUUGCCUAUCAAAAUGCAAAGCUCACGUGACCCGAUAGAGACCAGUACCAGUAGUGAUAACGGGCGGCGCAAGAAACACUCUAGAGGCGCUGCGGCUAGACACACUCUCGGCGUGGACGUACAGUGGUUGAAAAGGUUCGUUGGUAGGAAAGAGGAGCAUGAAUCGACACCACCUCCAAUAACUCCAACGAAUGACGAAAGAAGCUCAUUAACGGCAAUAGCACCCGGCGAGCGAGUCACGCUACGUCAACGCCUUCGUGUGUUGUUGGGAUCGAAUCGAAAUCUUCAUGCGCACCAUAUGGAUCAACAAUUUGGUGGUGGCGACAAGCCAGCCAGACCUCAAUGUCUUGCGUUGCGGAACAAUUACAAAGCCUAG
This is a messenger RNA of Necator americanus (New World hookworm), 2505 nucleotides long. RefSeq lists its product as uncharacterized. The transcript has 24 exons. NCBI's taxonomy places the organism in Eukaryota, Metazoa, Nematoda, Chromadorea, Rhabditida, Ancylostomatidae. The record is from RefSeq and is a predicted model, not a curated record. Bases 1 to 2505 code for a protein of 834 amino acids.